This is a messenger RNA of Dendronephthya gigantea, 1855 nucleotides long. Its product is annotated as putative aminopeptidase W07G4.4. The record is from RefSeq and is a predicted model, not a curated record. Gene Ontology annotation, cellular component: cytoplasm. The transcript is spliced from 20 exons. Gene Ontology annotation, biological process: proteolysis. Gene Ontology annotation, molecular function: manganese ion binding; metalloaminopeptidase activity. Lineage: Eukaryota; Metazoa; Cnidaria; Anthozoa; Malacalcyonacea; Nephtheidae. Bases 131 to 1699 code for a protein of 522 amino acids.
UUUAAAACUCGUUUCAAUUUGCAAGAGGCACCUUUUGCUUUCCUACCUCAACGCGUUCGGUGUUCCUGCAUUUGGAAACAACGUCGCAUAAACUUGCAGUAAGAGAAAGUUGUAAGAAGUUUGCUAAGAUAUGGAGAAUGGUUUAGAUGGUCGACUUUUCCCAGUUAAUCUCACUGAUGAUCCAAACAAAGCCGAUUACGACUGCAUCGUUUUCGUUAGCGAAAAUUUGGAUUUUGCUGAUGCACAACUGCAAUUCUUGAAAACCCCUCUUCAAGAAAGAAAAGCGAAUGACUCUGGCUUUGAAAAGGAAAUCAGUUUCAUUGAUAUCAAUUGCAAUGUCAAGCGUCUGGUUUACGCACCAACAGGACCUGUUAACCGUGAUUACGAUGAUCCAAGACGAUACUAUGAUGCUGCUUGCAAUGGAAUGAAGAGAGCCGUCAAGGCAGGAGCAAAGAAACCUGUUUUGGCCAUCCCAUCCAAAACGUCGUUUGAACAGGCUUGGUCAGUGUCGGCAUUUGGGGCUCUUCAUGCAUUGUACACGCCUAUCGAAGUCGCAGUUUUUGAUCAAACAAAAGCGAAGAAAGUUGAGUUCCUGGCGAUUUUCUAUUCAGGAGAAAGUGGGGAAAAUCUCUUGAACUAUGUGAAAGCUGUGGAAAUUGGAAGAACGGUUUGUCGUGACAUCGCUGCUUCUGAUCCGGAGUUCUCGUGUACCAGCGAGGUGGAGAAAUACGUGGAGAAGGUUCUUGGAAAUGAACCUCAUAUUAAGAUGACUGUCACCAGGGGCACUGAAACUCUUAAGAAAGAGUACCCGUUAUUAGCGGCUGUGGAUCGCGCAGCUCAUGUAACUGAACGUCACCAGGGACGUGUUAUCAACUUUGAGUACAAUCCUCCUCAGGCGGACGAAAUCACAGAUACUUUGAUGUUGGUUGGCAAGGGUGUUGCGUACGAUACAGGCGGAGCUGACAUCAAAACAGGCGGCAAUAUGCCUGGUAUGAACAGGGAUAAGUCUGGAGCAGCUGCUGUUGCUGGAUUCUUCAAGAUUUUGUCCAUUCUUAAACCAGCUGGAAUCCGAGUUCGCGGAACAAUGGCAAUGGUCCGUAACAGUGUUGGAGCAGACAUGUACGUUGGUGAUGAAAUUAUCACAGCUGCUUCUGGUGUGAGGAUUCGAGUGAACAACACUGACGCUGAGGGAAGAUUUGCGAUGGGAGAUUGCCUUUACUACAUGAAACAAGAGGCUAUUGGAAAAGUUAACCCACAGAUUUACACAUUUGCUACUCUGACUGGUCACUGCAUCAGGACCUAUGGUACUCAGUAUUCUGGUAUCAUGGAAAAUGGACCGGCUAAGAAGAAAAACCUUUGCCAGUUUCUCCAAGCAGCUGGAGAUGCCUAUGCUGAGCCGUGUGAAAUCUCCACGAUGCGUCGCGAGGACUUUGAUGCAAGCGCGUCCAAAACGGAGUACGAAGAUUUCUAUCAAAUAGACAAAACAAGCGGGAAUCGCGGGCAUCAGUAUGCUGGCGUUUUCUUGCAACGGGCGUCUGGUUUGGAUAAGCAUGGUUUGGACUCAGAAACACAGCUGCCAUAUGUCCAUAUUGAUAUUGCUGGUUCCAGUGGAAUUUAUCCCGAUAUGCCCACUGCUACCCCACUGUUGGGUAUGUCUGCCCAGUACUUGCGUAGACGAUCAUGGCAAAUCAAGAAAUAAACACAAGAACAAUGUAAAACAUUGAAAAAAGUGUGUGAUGAAUAGUUGGAUUUCGGUUAAAACUGAAUCAUUUAGAUGUGUAAUUGUUUGCAAGAGGACGAGGUCCGUCUUCGAUCUCAUCUUCAAUAAUAACAAUAAACACAACUUCAAAGAGAA